GUGAACUGCUUUUAUCUCCGUCAGAUCACUACUGGGAAUAUCAUCCCCAUCACCUGCACGCUGAAUUUGAGAGCUUUGGAGACAAUCAUUUUGCAGAGCUCCAAAGUGUACAGCCACCACAGCUCCAGCAACUCUACCGGCACAUGGAGAUAGAACAGAUGCACGUUCUUGAUUCAGGGAUCCCUGUCACACAUCUGGGACUCAACCACAACCAUCAGGUUGCUUUUGUGCCUCGCAUGUGUGUGUAUCCCUCUCAUCAGCGCAGUUCUGAUGAAGAAGAUCUAGAGAGGCAAAGUCCACCCUUGGAAGUAUCAGAUGGAGAGACCGAGGUUGGGGAACCCAAUCCUGGUGUUAUGAAUGGAGAAUCAGGUAGUAAGAAGAAAAUCCGAUUGUACCAAUUUCUUCUCGACCUGCUUCGGAGCGGAGAUAUGAAGGAUAGCAUCUGGUGGGUGGAUAAGGAAAAAGGCACAUUCCAGUUCUCCUCUAAGCACAAAGAAGCCCUGGCUCACCGCUGGGGCAUUCAGAAAGGCAACCGCAAGAAAAUGACCUACCAGAAGAUGGCACGGGCAUUGCGAAAUUACGGGAAGACCGGAGAGGUCAAGAAAGUCAAGAAGAAGCUCACGUAUCAGUUUAGUGGUGAGGUGAUGGGAAGGAGCAGCAUUGAUAGAAAAAGCUAUCCUCUCUGAAUGAGAGUCCAGGACCCCCCAAAAGCCAAAUCACAGAGACAAAUAUGGGUUGGACUUAGCAACAGAGUUGCUAUAACAUCUUCUAUUAUGCUUCCCAGGCCCUCAUUUUUACCUUAUCGAGGCUUUCAACAACCAUCUUCUCUGGUACGAAUUCCUUUUUCAGCUUUGACAUUCCUACAGGUUAUUUUUGCAUCUAUACAACAAGCUGGACACAGUAGGGAUUUUUUUAAAAGAGAGAAAUAUAUAGGCAUGUUGUAUUGUCGAAGGCUUUCACGGCCG
Messenger RNA from Python bivittatus (Burmese python), 965 nucleotides. Lineage: Eukaryota; Metazoa; Chordata; Lepidosauria; Squamata; Pythonidae. The record is from RefSeq and is a predicted model, not a curated record.